Asparagus officinalis (garden asparagus) is the source of this 1212-nucleotide messenger RNA. Its product is annotated as vignain-like. The transcript has 4 exons. Gene Ontology annotation, molecular function: cysteine-type endopeptidase activity. Gene Ontology annotation, cellular component: lysosome. The coding region runs from base 1 to 1098 and encodes 365 amino acids. The record is from RefSeq and is a predicted model, not a curated record. NCBI's taxonomy places the organism in Eukaryota, Viridiplantae, Streptophyta, Magnoliopsida, Asparagales, Asparagaceae.
AUGGCCAAGGGCAUUUUCUUGUUGGCUGUACUAGUAGUUAUCCUAGCUUUCGCAACGGUAGAGAGCAUCCCCUUCACCGAAAGGGACCUCUCAUCGAAAGAAAGCCUGUGGGAUUUGUACGAGAGGUGGAGGAGCCACCACACCGUGACGAGGGACCUCAAUGAGAAGCACAGGAGGUUCAAUGUUUUCAAGGAGAAUGUCAAGUUUAUCCAUGAGUUCAACAAGAAGGAUAAGCCGUAUAAGUUGGGGCUCAACAGGUUUGGAGAUAUGACGAAAGAUGAGUUUAGAAGAACUUUUGCGGGGUCUAGGAUUAGUCACCAUAGGAUGCUCAGGGGAAAUCCUCGUGGUGGUGGAGGAUUCAUGCAUGGAAACACUGAGGGUCUCCCAUCAUCUGUGGACUGGAGGCAGAUGGGUGCUGUUACUCCGGUUAAAGACCAAGGCCUUUGCGGGAGCUGCUGGGCAUUCUCUACUGUUGUGGCCGUGGAGGGAAUAAAUCAGAUAAAGACCGAGAAACUCGUCUCGCUAUCAGAGCAAGAGCUUGUUGAUUGCGACAAAGCCGACAACAAUGCAGGUUGUGACGGAGGUCUAAUGGACGUUGCAUUUGAGUUCAUCAGGAAAAAUGGAGGUAUAACAACCGAGGAAGACUAUCCGUACAUCGCCAAAGAACGGCAGUGUGAUGCGAGAAAGGAGAACUCCCAUCAUGUGGUCGUGAUCGACGGACACGAGAACGUUCCUGCCAACGAUGAAGAAUCUCUAAUGAAAGCAGUAGCAAACCAGCCUGUGUCAGUUUCCAUAGAAGCAAGUGGCCAAGCCUUCCAGUUCUAUUCAGAGGGAGUUUUCACAGGCGACUGUGGCACAGAAUUAGACCACGGAGUCGCUGCGGUUGGCUACGGAACGACGCGGGACGGUACCAAGUAUUGGAUCGUGAAGAACUCUUGGGGAGCAGACUGGGGCGAGAAAGGAUACGUUAGGAUGGAGAGGGGCGUGUCGGCGCCAGAGGGACUGUGCGGUAUAGCGAUGGAUGCAUCUUAUCCGAUCAAGAACUCUCCAAAUCCUCCCCAGAAGAAGAAGAAUGCAUCACCCAAAGAUGAACUCUGAGAUGUUUCGGAUUGGUUUAGGAUGGCAAUUUGAGAUUAAUUACUAGAUUUCUUACGUCGUGUGUGUUAUGUGUGGAUAUGGAUAAAUUUGUACUAGGUGAGAGGGUUUUAUUAA